AUGCAGCUGCGCCUCUCCUUGCUGCUGCUGUCCUUGGGCGGGUCUCAGGCUCAGGCACCCAGGUACAAGGUGCAGGUGCAGAGCCCGGUGAAGGUGCAGGAAGGGCUGUGGGUCCUCGUGCCCUGCUCCUUCUCCUACCCCAGCCAGGAGGCAGGUCUGGAUUCCUCCCCAGCUCAUGGCUACUGGUUCACACAAGGAACCAAUACAAAUACCAGGGAACCCGUGGCUUCCACCAACCCAGCUCAACCCGUGCAAGCCUUGAUCCAGGGUCGAUUCCAGCUGAGAUGCCAGGAGAGACGACCAGAUUUCUUCCGAGUGGAGAAGGGAGAGAAGCUGAAAUACAAUUUCCAGGCAGACAAGUUCCAGCUGCAAGUGACAACCCUAAAUCAGCCACGCAUCUUCAUUCCUGAGACCCUGGAGCCUGGGCGGGCAGUGACCAUCAUCUGCAUGGUUCCCUGUACCUCUCAGCAAUGUGUGGCUCCUUCCAUCUCCUGGUCAGGGCCUGCCCUCUCCAGCACUGAGAGCAGACCCCAGACCUCCUUCCUGUCAGCAAUCAGCCUCAUACCACACCCGAGUGAUCACGGCACCCAGCUUACCUGCCGAGCGGACUUCAGAGCUGGCAACACUGUGGAGAACACUGUCCGGCUGAGUGUGGCCUGCGCCCCCAGAGACCUGGUGAUCACAAUUUUGCGUGACAAUGCCCAAGAGUCUGAAGGAAACACAAUGUUCAUGGACGUCCGUAAAGACCAAUUUCUGUGGCUGCUCUGCACUGCGGCUGGCUGGCCUCCCCCCAUGCUGACCUGGGUCCUGGGGAACCGAGUCCUCUUGAGGUCAAAUGCCACGCAGCCUGGAGCCCUGGUGCUGGAUCUGCCUGGGGUGAAGGUCAGGGAUGCAGGGCGUUACACCUGCCACACAGAGAACAGACUAGGCUCCCUGCACCACUCCCUGGACCUCUCUGUGCAGUACCCUCCGGAGGUGCUGACAGUGACCGCUUCUCAAGGAAACAGCACAGAGCUGGAAAUCCACAGGAACGGCUCAUCCCUCCAUGUCCUGCAAGGACAAAGCCUGCGCUUGGUCUGUGUCACCCAUAGCCACCCGUCUGCCACACUGAGCUGGGCCCGGGGUUCCCAGACGCUGAGCCCCCCCUGGCCCACAGAGCCUGGGGUGCUGGAGCUGCCCGUGGUAGAGGCAGAACAUGAAGGAGAAUUCACCUGCCUGGCGCAGAACCCGCUGGGUGACCUGCACAUGUCCCUGAGCCUCUCUGUGCACUAUGAAGGCUCCAUCCCUGCAGCAUUCUCCAAGCGGGCAGGCCUGGGCAUCGGUGUCACGACUCUCCUUUUCCUCUGCCUCAUCGUGCUCAUUGUGAAGAUGCUGAGGAAAUCACAGCCUCAUACAGAGACAUGCAGAACCCAGGUCUCCAGGCACAGCACCGUCCUUGAUAACAGCAUCGUCAACCCUAAGGCCCAUGCCAUGAAAAAGAAGGCCAAGCCAAGCAGCCAUCCCAGGAUUGCUUCUCCAGGCGCUGGCUCCCCAGAACCAAGGAAGAACCAGAAGGCCACCCUCAGCUGCCAGAAGCCAACAUCACCCACACAAGGCCCAGACCCUGAGAGCUGCCCAGAAGAACUCCAUUAUGCUGCAUUCAAAUUCUCCCGGCCUUUGGAGACCCCGAAGCCCAAGGACCAUGAGGAGAAUUACGCAGAAAUCCAUUUCCACAGAAGGUCCCCUAGGCUGUAG
Molecule: messenger RNA, 1734 nt
Organism: Dipodomys ordii (Ord's kangaroo rat)
Lineage: Eukaryota; Metazoa; Chordata; Mammalia; Rodentia; Heteromyidae
Product: sialic acid-binding Ig-like lectin 10
Exons: 11
Coding region: 1-1734 (577 amino acids)
Biological process (GO): cell adhesion
Cellular component (GO): plasma membrane
Molecular function (GO): sialic acid binding
Source: RefSeq, a predicted model, not a curated record